Messenger RNA from Salvelinus sp. IW2-2015, 1247 nucleotides. It is a transcript of the gene rbfox1l, whose product is annotated as RNA binding fox-1 homolog 1, like. Gene Ontology annotation, biological process: nervous system development; regulation of alternative mRNA splicing, via spliceosome. Gene Ontology annotation, molecular function: mRNA binding. The record is from RefSeq and is a predicted model, not a curated record. NCBI's taxonomy places the organism in Eukaryota, Metazoa, Chordata, Actinopteri, Salmoniformes, Salmonidae. Gene Ontology annotation, cellular component: nucleus; cytoplasm.
GUGACCUCUGACUCCCAGGCUCUGAGCGUGUCAGUGUCAUCAGGGGGUGGAGCAGGAAGUGGUAGCGAUGAGGAGGGGUCAGGCAAGGCCCAGCCCAAGCGUCUCCACGUCUCCAACAUCCCCUUCCGCUUCAGAGACCCGGACCUCAGACAGAUGUUUGGGCAAUUUGGCAAGAUCCUGGAUGUGGAGAUUAUCUUUAAUGAGAGAGGGUCAAAGGGUUUUGGGUUYGUGACCUUUGAGAGCGCAAUGGAGGCAGACCGAGCAAGGGAAAAACUGAACGGAACRAUCGUUGAGGGGAGGAAGGUUGAAGUGAACAAUGCUACAGCCAGAAUAGUCACCAAGAAGCCCCAAACACCUCUUGUGAACGCCCCUGGAUGGAAGAUCAACCCUGUCAUGGGAGCGAUGUAUGCACCUGAACUCUACACCGUUGCCAGUUUCCCCUACCCCGUAGCUGCUCCCACCCUGGCCUAUCGGGGCUCACCACUGCGUGGGCGGGGCCGGGCUGUCUACAACACAAUUCGCUCAGCUGCUGCAGCCGGACCCACUGCCAUGCCCGCCUACCCUGGUGUGCUGUACCAAGAUGGAUUAUAUGGAGCUGAAGUCUAUGGCGGGUAUCCUGCAGCGUACAGAGUUGCCCAAUCACCAUCCGCUGCCACAGCAACAUACAGUGAUGGAUAUGGCCGAGUUUAUGCUGCUGCAACAGAUCCCUACCACCAUUCAGUGGGACCCACGGCAACAUACGGCGUCGGAACAAUGGCCAGUCUGUACAGAGGAGGAUACAACCGCUUCACGCCUUACUGAGCUGCCCAAUGGGAGCCUGGAAGCCGUUCUGUGACCCCGCCACCUCGUCCGGGAUUGGCCAGUCCCAGGACAACAACGCAGGACAGGUUAUGACAUCACUGAGCUCUGUGUCACCUCCUGUCUGACUCCCUCCACUUGGAGACGGUCAAAUCCAACCGACUGGACGUGUAAAUACUGUAGUAGCUAUUCACUAUUUAUUCUAUCAGAGAAUACAUAUAGGAUAAAGCCUGAUCUAAUGUAUAGACAGUUAUUUAAAACCUUUAUUUUACACUUAAUCUGUAUUGUUUGUGCCACUGAUUUGUUCCAGGGUUUAAGAAUGUAAAGAUUUCUGCCUCCGUACCUGGAUUAUAAGCUACUCUUUCACUAUUCUAACAGAGAGAGUUGAAUGUGAGCCAUUUUAUUUUUCAUUGGCUGGACUUCAUGGUGAAAUACUGCAACUCAAGUGG